AUGGUGGUUGGCGGCAGCGCGGGCUGCGCGGGCGGCGCAACGGCCGGAACGGACGGAGGAGGGGUCGUGACCUUGGAGGGCCGUGGAGGCGCGAGGCCGAUGCGGCUGAUUGCCUUUGUCCGCACCUUGGCUGGCGCCACGCCCCUCGGCCCGGCCGCCUUGGUCUUCACCAGGCCCGUCUUCUUGGCAGCCGGCGGCGCUUCGCCCGGUGAAUCGGCGGCCGCCGCAGGUGCUUCGAAGAAUUGCUUCGGGAUCCUCUUCCUCUUCGACGGGAUGGUGGAGGCGAUCAUGGCCGACACGACGCCGGCGGCCGGCGGACCUCCGACGGGGACAUCAACCACCGCGCCCGAAGGAGGUGUACCGCCGGCGGUAGGCGGCUCUUGCGGACGGUCUAUGGCGGCCGGAUCCGGCCGGGAAGGGCGCGGGGGAGGAGAUCGGGCGGCGGCGGCGGCAGUUGGCUUCAGCGAAAUGCUUCCCGCGCAGUGGAGUGGGCGAUAG
Molecule: messenger RNA, 498 nt
Organism: Lolium perenne
Lineage: Eukaryota; Viridiplantae; Streptophyta; Magnoliopsida; Poales; Poaceae
Source: RefSeq, a predicted model, not a curated record